UCACCUCCAAUUGGAGCGCACCUAUUUCGACUGUUUUGUCGCCUGAACGAAGAUGGCCGACGAGGCGAGCCAUCAGCUUGCUCGACAAGUGGUGGCCAAGCUCUGUCAGCCGCUGGGCUGGCAGGGGAUGCAGAACGGAGCCUGCGACGUGCUCGCCGACCUCCUGAAGCGUUACGUCAUCACUCUGGGUCGUACGACGGCUGCUUACGUAACCAACGCCAAUAGAACUGAUGCCACACUGGACGAUGUUGCCUUUGCCUUUGAAGACCUCGGAAUAUCCAUGGACGAUCUCUUUGUUUACUCUCGUCUGGUUGACUCCGCCCCGCUCCCCGCCCUUCCUCACUACCCACUCCCUCGACACUCCGCCCACAUUUACUCACCUCCGUCUGCCCCGCCCACUACCUCGAAACCCCGCCCAUUGCUAUCGGAAGAGGAAGAAGAGGGUGAAGGGGAGAGGGGCGAUAUAAUUCCUCCAUAUUUUCCUCCUCUUCCGUCUAAGAAAAUGGAGGAUGACGAUGAUGAUGCGGAGAGCGGAGUUCACGAGCCGGUGGAGAGAGAGGGAUUGGGGGAGUCAUCGGAGCUCCUCCCCACACCGGGGGACCCACUCAGUGGACUCCCACAGAUGUUCCGUAGUCGCAGUAGACUUUCCUCGGAGAUGAGCGAGGAGGGGGGAGAAGCGGGGAGCAGACGAAGCAGUUUUUCCGACUCCUCGGGACUGGUUCUGAAUCGCUGGGUAUCGGAACCUGCUGCUGCCGGUAGUGGGGUGACAGGGCAAGCCAGUGGGAAUCGAAAUCCAGCAGAAAUUUCGAAUUCUGCCACUGAGAGCUCACUUCAGGUAUCUCCAGAAGACUGUACAAGUCUAGUAGCCAGUAAAGAAAGUUCCCUGACGAAAUCUUCCACCACCGUUGUUUGCCCUUUGAGGGAAAUUUCUGGAGAAUUUUCACAAGUGCCCGCGAGGUGUCUGAUCCACAGGGAACUGAUCCAGACAGUUCUGGGGGAAGAAAACCAACUGAAGCCGCUUCUUCUUCUUCUUCUCGUCCUCCUCCGCUCCGACUUAUGAGUGGCGGAGGAAAUUUGGACCCGUUGCCGAUUAUCUCACCUCUUCUUCCGUCUCCGCUAGCUGGCGGAGUCAGACACGCCCUCCCUCUCCUCUCUCCUCUCUUGACCACGCCCACCCCACCCAACCCCCCGGCGAAACUACCGCCAAUCGCCACGCCUCUACCGUCUUCACCCCAAUUAGUGCCCACCACAGGGCAAACCAAGUCUCUGGGAUCGACCCAACCUCACCAGACGUCCUCAGCAGCUGAUAUUGAGACGGAAAUUGAAAGUGAAAUGAAAAUAUCGACUGGCUCAGUUUCAUUCGUCCACUCGCUAAAAGAAGCGUCUAGUGUUGAAUCGACCGGCAGGUCACCUGAGACUGCAGUAAAGCUAGCGUCAGUUGAAAAACCACAGUCUACCACAGCCACAGAGAAGACGGACAAACCAACGUACGAAUCUUUCUCCCCUUCUCCUCCGAGAGUGAACUCUCCGGAGGCCAAGGGAGAGGAAGGAGAGAGUUUGAGUGACGAGGAGUCGCCUUCGCCAGAGGAGACACAGAGCGACAUCCCCGUGGAAACGAGAGUGACAGAAUCCUCACUUUACUCUCCUUCCACCCUCCCUCUCACAUCCACACCCGCAAUUUCUUCGCCACAACUUCAACCCGUUCGUGAAAAAUCAGCCGUUCAAUCCGGAGAAGAAGAAGACGAUAACGAUAAUGAAAGCAUCAUUUCUUCUGCUAGUUCAAAGGCCUCGUUAGAGGAACCUGAAAAACCGGAAAUAGAAACUGGUUUUUCUCUCAAUCAGUCAAUGGGGGAGGAAGAGAGGGCUUCACUGACGGCGGAACUAGUGCGACUAAGAUCUUGCGAAGUUGCCGAUAUCAACACUGAAGGGGGCGGGGAAGGAGGCGUGGCUUGUAUCCUUGACGACGACGAGGAGGAGAUGGAUAUUCCUGAUAUCGACAAGCAGUUGGAACUGAGUGAGUCUGACGACAGCUCCUCUAGUGGGACCAGUUCAGGUUCAGAGGGCGAAACAGGCCGGAAAGUUCCGGAAGUUGAGGAGGAAGAGGUAAGGAUUUUUCUGGAGCCGCCCAAAGCCGCAGUUCGCUCCUCUUCGCACUCUCUCGCCUCGACUCCCAGCGUCAGUCCCAGUCCCAGUCCCAUUCCCGGUUCCACUAGUCUCCAUUCCAUUCCAGUAUCGGUAUCUGACCCACUGCCCCCUCCAACCGACCCUUACCUCAAACCGUCGCCCGUGUCUUUCGGUCUAAAAGACGUUGCGAAGUCCGCUCGACAAGUUCCACUAUCGCAACAUAGAGAAUCUACCGGGUCGUUCGUAGUAACAAUCAAAACUGGCCUUGUUCCUUCGCUGAGGGAGAGAGGGAGGAGAGGGAGAGAAGGGGGCGGGGGGAGAAACAGGAGGCGGAGAAAGGAGCCGUCUUCACGCUCUGCAAGUCUUCAGAAAGACUCGGAGAAAAAACAGAAGAAGCGUUUUCCCCCUUUGCAGAGAUCUCUACAGUCACCGGUUGCUUCUGCUAAGAUAAAGAGCGAACCGCAUGCUCCUCAUUCUCCUCUGAUUAUCUGCAUUAAACGUUCGCUUCUUCAUCAAGAGUCGCCCCUGGUAACGACCUCUGACCUCCUGCCGCAACCCGAAUACGACGAAGAGGAAGAAGAAGAAGACGAUGACGACGAUGUAAUCGUAACUCAUUCAAGUGCCGAAAGGGUUAAAUUCAAACCGCCAGCGAUCGAAAGGGUUAAAACGGAAACUCCGUCGAGCAAAGGGUGGUAUCCAGGACAGGGUUCUCAAUAUUCGGCCCCCGAGGGGCCCACCCCGGGGCAGGGAGUCUGGAGGAGGGAAUUGGAUAUCUCGGAAAUGGGACUUGUAGCUCCGCCUCCUCCUGUACUUUCUCAAGAAACCCAACAUGUCAGGAUCAUUCCGCAGCCUUCUUCUUCUUCUUCAUCUGGCGACAGCGACAGUACUGACAGCGAAUCGUCGUCCCCCUCCCCCCUCUCACACCCUCCCGCCCCCUCCCCCGCUCCGUCGCCGUGGCAACGACCAAUCAGAUCGGAGGACGAGGAGUCGACGUCGAGCGGUGCCACUGUCGGCAGUGGGGGACUCAAACUGAAAUUGAAAAUCAGCAAAGCGUUUCUUCAGAGCAUGCCUAUACUCGGGAAGCAGUCGCCAGGGAAACCAGAUAAAAAGCACAGGAAAAAAGGGGCUGCCGCAACCGAUUCCAUGGCAACGACCUCUCGGGGAGGUCGCGAGGGUCAGUCGCGGAAGAGAGGAAGAUCAAAUAAAAAUCCUCAGAAAGCUGGGAAGAAAGGCGGGUCAAACAUUCCCCAAAUAAAGCUCCCCAAGCUGGAACUGUCGGCGCUGCCCGGAGCAACAUCGUCGUCGUCAUGGAAACAGACCACACCCCGUUCGGGGAGGGCGGGGCUGUUUCCGCCGCUAAAGUUGCCGGGAGUGGCUGUCAGUCCUGGCGGGGAAGUUUGGUAUUGUCCUCACUGUUCGAAGCCGGACGACGGCUCUCCGAUGAUUGGGUGUGACGGUAGCUGUGAGGGUUGGUACCAUUGGUGAGUUGGUGGAGGUGGGGGAAGGAGAGAGAGGUGAAAGAGAGAGUGAGGGAACGUCCAAAUUUUGUAGUUUUCUGAGUCCGUGCGCUUGAGAAAUAGUUGAGCCAAUCAAAUCUCUGGGUUUCUGAAGGUCAUGUGACCUAAGGUGUUUGCAGGUAGUGAGCAUUACAUCAUCAUUAUGAACAGUGUACUAUACAACGAGGUUGUUUCAUUAUGUGUGAUUGACUGGCAGGUACUGUAUUGGAAUAACACAGGCUCCACCAGAGAACGAGAGAUGGUUCUGCCCCUCAUGCGCCCGAAAAAACAAGAAAAAGAGCAGAAAGAGAAGAAACUAGGCCACCUACUGUGCCCAUAGGCACUUUCUUAUUAUGAGCAAUGUCACUGUAUACGUAUAUUCAUGCUGGUCAUCAUUAGUGAUUACUA
Geodia barretti is the source of this 4028-nucleotide messenger RNA. Lineage: Eukaryota; Metazoa; Porifera; Demospongiae; Tetractinellida; Geodiidae. The record is from the annotation of a GenBank genome assembly.